CAAAGCCAAUAAGAAGAGACCACACGCAAUUCCAAUACCAAACCCCCCACCCUUUUUACGGUUUUACCCAGGAAAAUCCGAACCUCUCCAGCUUCUGCUCUCUAUAAAAUUCUGCCCAGGGAUCUGCCAGAAUCUCUGGGAUGCGGGUAGCUUAAAAUUAAUCAUCUUUUUGUUAUCUUUGUUCUUCUCUUGGAUUUUGCUUCAAAACAGCAAAAUCCAAAAAGGCUGUUGUAUAACCCAGAAAAUAACUACUACCAAUUAGAGAAUUCCCCUCUUGUUUGAUGGGUUUUCUCUCUGAUUCACAAAAGGGGUCUGCUGGUGGUGGUGGUGGUGGUGGUGGAGGAAAACAGUGUUCUUUGGCCUGCGGAUUUAAAGGUUUGAUAAGGAGGAAACAGGUUGACUCAAUCCAUUCUAAGUCCUCCGGUACUGGGCACCAUCAAUUGGCCAAGGAAUUAUCUGUUCCUCACCUAAUUGCUAUUGGGGUUGGUUCAACCAUUGGUGCUGGGGUUUACAUUCUUGUUGGGACGGUUGCAAGGGAGCAUGCUGGGCCAGCCCUUACCCUUUCAUUCCUGAUAGCCGGUAUAGCAGCUGCUCUAUCUGCCUUCUGUUAUGCAGAGCUUGCAAGUCGUUGCCCAUCAGCCGGAAGUGCCUAUCAUUAUUCGUACAUAUGUGUUGGAGAAGGUGUUGCUUGGUUAAUCGGUUGGGCUCUAAUAUUAGAAUAUACGAUCGGCGGUUCUGCAGUUGCUCGUGGCAUUUCUCCAAAUCUGGCAUUGCUUUUCGGUGGUCCAGACAGUCUGCCUGCUUUUCUAGCCCGUCAUUCUAUUCCUGGGCUUGGUGUAGUGGUUGAUCCAUGUGCAGCAAUUCUAGUAGUUGUUGUAACUGGGCUCUUGUGUGUCGGGAUCAAGGAGAGCACCAUGGCACAAGCCAUUGUCACAAUAGCAAAUGUGUGCGCCAUGAUCUUUGUCAUUAUAGCUGGUGGGUAUUUGGGUUUCAAGACAGGAUGGACUGGCUAUGAACUUCCUGUCGGGUACUUCCCUUUUGGUGCCGAUGGUAUGCUUGCUGGGGCUGCAACAGUCUUCUUUGCCUACAUUGGUUUUGAUUCCGUUGCUAGUACUGCAGAGGAGGUGAAGAAUCCUCAACGUGAUUUGCCCUUGGGUAUAGGGGCUGCACUAUCUAUAUGUUGCUCAUUGUAUAUGCUGGUGUCUAUUGUCAUUGUUGGUCUGGUACCCUAUUAUGCGAUGGAUCCUGAUACCCCCAUCUCCUCUGCAUUUGCUAGCCAUGGGAUGCAGUGGGCAGCGUAUAUUAUAACUGCUGGAGCUACUACCGCCCUAUGCUCGACAUUAAUGGGUUCAAUACUUCCGCAGCCACGAAUACUGAUGGCGAUGGCGAGAGAUGGAUUACUACCCUCUUUCUUUUCUGAUGUUAAUAAACGGACUCAAGUUCCUAUCAAGAGCACAGUAAUAACGGGUAUAGUUGCUGCAACAUUGGCAUUCUUCAUGGAUGUAGCAGAGUUGGCAGGGAUGGUUAGCGUGGGUACGCUUCUUGCAUUCACUAUGGUGGCAAUAUCUGUUCUGAUAUUAAGAUAUGUCCCACCAGAGGAGGUGCCAGUUCCAUCAUCGCUCCAGGCGUCAAUAGAUUCAGUGUCUUUGCUAUAUAGUAGUAGUAGUAGUACAAAGGAUGUAGAAGGGCAUAACCCAAAAGAUUCUAUUGCAAGUGAUACCGAGAGCACUAAACUCUUACUUGGCAAGGUGGACGAACCGGUUGUGUAUCCUCUCAUUCCUAAACAAGCAGCUUGCAUUCUAAAUGAUAACAGGCGGAAAAUUGCUGGUUGGACUAUAAUGUUUACGUGUGUUGGAGUGCUGCUCCUUACAGGUUCAGCUUCAAGCAUUGGCCUCUCAAGCUUUUUCCGGUUUACUGUGUGUGGACUUGGGGGUGUUCUUCUUCUGUCUGGUUUGGUAGUUCUCACCUGUAUAGAUCAAGAUGAUGCAAGGCACAGCUUUGGGCACACAGGAGGUUUCAUUUGCCCAUUCGUUCCACUCCUCCCUAUUGCUUGUAUUCUCAUCAACGUCUACCUGCUGAUAAAUCUUGGAGCUGCUACUUGGACUCGCGUGUCUAUAUGGUUACUAGUGGGAGUUUUAGUUUACAUUUUCUACGGACGAACCCACAGCUCACUGAGAAAUGCCGUCUAUGUGCCGGCAGCGCAUGUGGAGGAAAUAUAUCGCAGCUCCGAAAGUUCUCUGCCUUAGACGGCCGCAGGAUUGCGUUUUCCGAAGAAGCUGUUGUGUGCUUGGAAUAUUAGGUGUAUUUUUUCCCUUUCUCCGUGUAUUUUUCUGUAUGUAAUAUUCAUGUGUAUGUGGAAGUCUUUCGUGGAAAGGGAUGUGUUAUAGACAAAAGGGUGGGAGAAAGGAACAUGAGAAGAAAAAACCCUACUGUCAUAUUGUUUGUACAGUGUAUCUGUUGUAUUGGUCAUUGAGCAAAGGAGUCUUUGCUCAAAAUAUGUAAAUAAUUAUUGAAGAAUUGGUAAUUCCUCAUCGGGAAUGUCAACGCGCACUUAUUUUA
Molecule: messenger RNA, 2559 nt
Organism: Rhododendron vialii
Lineage: Eukaryota; Viridiplantae; Streptophyta; Magnoliopsida; Ericales; Ericaceae
Product: cationic amino acid transporter 2, vacuolar-like
Exons: 14
Coding region: 282-2246 (654 amino acids)
Biological process (GO): transmembrane transport; amino acid transport
Cellular component (GO): membrane
Molecular function (GO): amino acid transmembrane transporter activity
Source: RefSeq, a predicted model, not a curated record